AGGUGUACCGCGUACUCUGAUAUAAACAAAUUGGGGCGUGAAAACGUGGUUAUGGUGGCGAAAACAAACUUGUCUCACGUGGAUUUCGCUAAUGGAAACGCCGAUUGUCAGUUCUUUCAGCGAAAGCGAAGCAGCCACCGUGUAUGAGCCUGCCGAAGACAGUUUUCUUUUAAUCGAUGCUCUUGAAAAGGAGCUUCCAGAAAUCACCAGGAGGAGGCCAUCAUUAUGCGUCGAAGUUGGCUCCGGCUCAGGGAUUGUUACUGCAGCCAUAGCGAAAGCGUUAGGCCGCACUUGUUGCUUCAUAGCAACUGACAUAAAUGAAAAGGCCGCAGCUAUGACCAAAAGGACCUGUGAAAGAAACGGAGCUGAUGUCGACGCCGUUGUAAACGAUCUCGUAGGAUGCCUUGCAGACCGCCUUCGCAACCAAGUGGACCUGCUGAUUUUUAAUCCGCCGUACGUCGUAACGCCGUCCGAAGAGGUGCAAGGCGAUCAGCUGCUGACUCGAUCCUGGGCUGGUGGCAUAAAAGGUCGUGAGGUCAUGGACAGGCUGGCUCCCUAUGUUUCCCAAAUACUGAGCGAUCAUGGCUUGUAUUUCUUACUAGUCAUCAAGGAGAAUGACCCUGAUGAUGUCUGCAAGUUUAUGUCCACACAUGGCCUACAGGGAAGAUGUGUUAUUUCUAGGCGAUGCGGAGCAGAAUCUCUUAGUGUGCUGCGAUUUGAAAAGCACACAAAUAAAUCUUGACAGAC
Molecule: messenger RNA, 747 nt
Organism: Rhipicephalus sanguineus (brown dog tick)
Lineage: Eukaryota; Metazoa; Arthropoda; Arachnida; Ixodida; Ixodidae
Gene: HemK2
Product: methyltransferase N6AMT1
Exons: 6
Coding region: 92-742 (216 amino acids)
Biological process (GO): methylation
Cellular component (GO): eRF1 methyltransferase complex
Molecular function (GO): S-adenosylmethionine-dependent methyltransferase activity; protein methyltransferase activity; nucleic acid binding
Source: RefSeq, a predicted model, not a curated record